ACUAUCUCUCUAGGCGGUAACUAAGCAACGAGACGCUUCACAGUAGCUAACUUUAAAAAUGAUUUUUUUUGUAGAAGGCAGGUUAAGGCUAAAUAUAACGUUUAUUUAAACAUAGAGCUUUAGAUAUUUGAAUACAGCAAAUUGGACAAGAACUGACAGUAGUGAGAAACAUUUUUUCUUUCGGUUAAUGUAAUUUAGAAGUCGUUCGUAGCUUCAUGUUAACGUUGUUCUUCGGCUAGCUUAGCAUGACGGUUGAGCAAGUUUGCCGUUAGCAGAGACUGAAGGGGGUUAGCGGCAUCAACUCGACAAGAGGAGAGUAAAAGCUUCCAUGAAGUGAUUAAAAUAGAGAAUAAUCUUUAAAUACCUGAAGCGUGGUUAGAUAUAAUGUCAGAGGCUGGAGGUAGGGAUGACUGCAGGAUGAGUGCAGGACUUGGAGGAAAAACAGAGUCUCAAGUUUACUCUGCAACCAGAGACACACUUUUCUCAAAUCACACAACUCAGACUGGAGCACAUCCAUUGUCACUAGAAUGGGUUUUUGGGAUGAAUCCUGCUCUUCCCGCCUUCAAUCUGCAAGACCACGACCAGCUGGUGGUCCUCUAUGCUGGAGCACAUGUUGGGAUCAUAUACAAUCAUACAACAAAUUCCCAGCACAUACUUCAGGGUCACUGUCGCCCCAUCUCAUGUAUGUGUGUGAGUGAAGACAGACGCUGGAUUGCAACAGCAGACCAGGGGCCGACAAGCACGGUGAUGAUAUGGGACUCCUACUCUGGCAUUCCUGUUCAAACACUGUUCGGUUGCCACUCUGAAGGGGUCGUGACUGCAAUGGCCUUUUCAGGAGACACAAAAUAUCUGGUUACCCUGGGGGCUGAGGAGGUUCAAUGUGUGUGUAUCUGGGAUUGGACUAAUGAAAAAGAAAAGCCGUUGUGGUUUACUGAACUCAGUCCUAAACAUGGUUUUCAUGAUAACAUCAUUUUUAAUCCAAACGACAGCACUCAGCUGCUCAGCACCAGUGAGAAACACGUGUUGGUUUACAGCAGGGCCCUGGGAAGUCUGCAAUACUUUGCCUUGAAGCUUAAGGAGCAGUCCACAUUUGCUGGCGAGUCAUUCAGUCAGUCUGUGUUUCACUGGAGAAAGUCUCAGAUCAUAACAGCGACUACAGCAGGCAGCCUUGUGGUGUGGAACAUGAUGGAAGACUUUGAUGCAAACCGAAGCUUCCCAGAAGACAGAAUCCAGCUCAUUUGCAUUCAGAAAGAUCCAAUCACAGCACUCGCUGUAAUUGACAGCUGUAUCGUAAUUGGUGACACUCGAGGCCAUAUUCAUUUUUACGAUGGAGAAUUCCUGCUUCUCACCUGGUACAGUAAAUUAAAUCUGGACGCUAUUGUUUCCAUUUCCUUUUCCAAAGAGUGUACUGAGGGAUAUCAGGAGGACUGCAGUCCGGAGGCAAAACCUUUAAUCCUCAGGAACUUUGUCGUGUCCACAGUCACUUCCAUAGUGCAUGUGAAUACACAGAAGGGCACCUCUCAGAUCCUACUACAUGAGAAUGGUGAGCCUCUACAUGCAGUGGCCUGCCACCCCAGCCAGUCUGCUGUGGCCAUGGGAAACCAAAGGGGUAUUUUAAAAGUGUGGGACUAUGACAACAAAGUGAUUAUCAGCAGCAGAGUCUUUGAGACAGAGAAGCAGAUUCAGUGCGUCACUUUUGACCCUCAAGGAUUAUACCUGGCAGUUGGCUUCGAAAGUGGAGCUGUUCACAUAUUGAAUCCCAGCACUUUGCAAAGUGAUCCAGAAGAGGGUUUCCAUUUCACUAAUGACAGCAUCCAACACAUCACUUUCUCUUCAGACUCAAAGUAUCUUGCCACUGCGGAUGCUGGAAAAGCAGUGACGGUGCUCCGCUUGCAGACCAGUAAAGGCUCUGUGCCUUGUUGGACGUUUAUGGGCAGAUACCACUCCCACUACAAGCCCAUCAAAGACCUUCUUUUUGGGAUUCACCUGGACAGCACCCAACCCAGACUGCUCUCUCUGGGAACGGACCGUCGACUGGUGGAGUAUGACCUGGAAAAAAGUGACGUGAAUAAGCUACUCAUUUUGAGCUCAGAGCGCAUCGAGCAAAGUGCCGUGCCGCUGUGCAUGACUUGGUGUCCUCCCUUCAGUGCAGAGCAGUUUCUUCUUGUUGCUUCGGACCAAUACAAGAUUAAACUUUUCAACAGCACUACCAAGAUGUGCAGAAAAACUGUCCUUGGUCCAACAUAUGGCUCUCCCGUCAAGAAAGUAGUGGUGCUUCCCAUGUCUGUUGAGCCCAAGAUGAACUCACAUUACCUGGCAUACAUCACAGAGGACAAGGUGGGUCUGCAGAUUUUGCCUCUGGAUGGGAACCCCUACAAGUCCAAUGCUUUGAUCUGCCAUCCGACAGGGGUGUUUGCUUUUGCCUGCUCCCACGACGGUCGAUAUCUUUUCACUGCAGGGGGAUCUGACUGCACUGUCAUGUCUUGGGAGAUCAGCACAGAUGCAUUAGAGGCAUCAGCUGCAUUGGGAGGAAAGGACAUGGUGCCAUUUUACACUCUUCUAGAGGGAGGAAGAGAUGGCAAGUUCUACAGAGAGAUGGAGGACUUCUUCUACUACUGCCUUGUCCGCAAUCAAGGCACUGUCUCCAUGAAGGAACGACAAACGUCGACCAAAAUCCCCCUGUCAGAUGUGCCCUCUCUAAUGAGAGCUUUGGCCCACUUCCCUACUGAGCAAGAGAUAGAAGACAUGCAUAACGAGGUCAAGUUCAGCAAGUAUGCCGAAACAGGAAAGUAUGUGACGGACAUCGACCUGGAAGAGUUUAUCAAACUCUAUGUCAACCACCGACCAGCCUUCGGCAUCUCUAGUGAUGAGCUAGCCCGAACUUUUCAUGUCCUUGGUGGACGUGAUAGUACAGGACAGCUUGUUCUGCAGAAACAUGAGCUGCUAGAACUUCUACAGGCUCGAGGAGAACACAUGACAGAGGAGGAUGUAGCAGAGUGUUUUACAAUACUUUUAGGCCUCAAUGAAGAGGAAGAAAAAGAAGAAGAAGGAGCAAGAGGAGGAGGAGACCGCUCUGAGCACAACAUUAAAUCUGACUGUGGAGAUUCAAAAUAUUCACUGGAGUUGGCGAUCCCAGUUGAGAUAUCGAUGGAGACGUUUACAGGUUACAUCCUGGGCUUCCCGUCCUCAGCAGAGCAGAGAGGCAGCUCCUCAGCUACACAGUGAACCUUUUGUGUUGAUGAAGAGCCUCUUCAGUGAUUUCUUUUAAUGCCUUUAUCACAAAGUUAAAUAUUUUGAUACACCAUCUUCGCAUGCUGGUAUGGCACUGCAGCUGUCAGUUAAACAUAUGUAAGAAGAGGAAACAGCCUUUUGUUUUUUGAGAUCACAAAAUAAGAGAGGCUGGAUUUUUUAAAAUGGAUAAAUGUCACAAAUUACUUUGAUAUAAAAUGUUUUGAACCAAUUAAACUGUAUUUUCUGUUUGACAUUUGAGAUACAUUUUGUUAAAACUUCUUUUGACUCAAGUAACAUUUAAUAUGCAGAAUUUUUACUUGUAAGUAUGUUAUGGUAUUGCUCAAAUAAAGGAUGGAAACAUA
Messenger RNA from Acanthopagrus latus (yellowfin seabream), 3593 nucleotides. It is a transcript of the gene cfap251, whose product is annotated as cilia and flagella associated protein 251. Bases 385 to 3225 code for a protein of 946 amino acids. Gene Ontology annotation, molecular function: protein binding. The transcript is spliced from 20 exons. NCBI's taxonomy places the organism in Eukaryota, Metazoa, Chordata, Actinopteri, Spariformes, Sparidae. The record is from RefSeq and is a predicted model, not a curated record. Gene Ontology annotation, cellular component: sperm flagellum.